Molecule: messenger RNA, 1283 nt
Organism: Paecilomyces variotii
Lineage: Eukaryota; Fungi; Ascomycota; Eurotiomycetes; Eurotiales; Thermoascaceae
Exons: 3
Coding region: 285-1109 (274 amino acids)
Biological process (GO): NAD+ biosynthetic process
Molecular function (GO): nicotinamide-nucleotide adenylyltransferase activity; nicotinate-nucleotide adenylyltransferase activity
Source: RefSeq, a predicted model, not a curated record
CGUUUCGCCCAUCCCGGGGCGCUUAGGAUACGACAACAUAUUCUCCUACGCUACCAGGUAGAAGGGUAGGCGGCAUAAUUUAUCCUCUUGUUUCUCGCUGAGAAAUAUACAUGUUGAUCCCCGGAGACCUAAUCUCUAUCUACUACUAUUGUUGAUAUCACACAUCCGCCACACCAUGGCUUCGUCCCAGAGCAAUUGAAAUCAUCAAGCAAUCAAUAUAUCAUAAACCGUACGCAUCAUAUAUUGCACAAUAUUAUUCCACGUCCCCAAAGAUAACAGUCACAAUGACGGAUGUCGCCCAGUCAAUCGACCUGCUACCCGCAUCCGAACUCCGGCCGGAGAACUACAAAUUCCCCGCGGGGAAAUUACAACGAUGCAGCCAGUCUGGUAAAAUACCCCUCGUGUUAAUUGCCUGUGGCAGCUAUUCGCCGCCGACGUUUCUGCAUCUGCGCAUGUUCUCGAUGGCGUCGGACUUUGCGAGGAUGAAUACCGACUUUGAGGUCGUGGGUGGGUAUCUCUCGCCUGUGUCGGAUGCAUAUCAGAAGGCAGGGUUGGUGGAGGGGAUUCAUAGAAUUCACAUGUGCCAGUUAGCAGUCCAGACGUCUAAGUGGAUCAACAUAGACCACUGGGAGGCUAUUCAACCAGAAUAUAUGCCUACGGCUAAAGUCCUGGACCAUUUCGAACAUGAAAUCAACUCUGUCCUAGGCGGGAUCGAAGAUGCUAAUGGAAAGCGCACGAGAGCGCAGAUAGCCCUUCUUGCCGGCGCGGAUCUGAUUGAAACCAUGUCCUCACCCGAUCUCUGGGCCGAAGCAGACCUUCAACAUAUCCUGGGCGACUUUGGCGUCUUCGUCGUGGAGCGCGCAGGGACUGAUCUCCGUGACGCAUUGACUAGUCUGAAGAAAUGGGAACACAAUAUCCAUCGUAUCCCGCAGGUGGUGCCGAACGAGAUCUCGAGUACGAAGAUUCGGACCCUGCUGAAGCAGAGGAUGAGUGUGGAUUAUUUGAUUCCGAGGGGGAUUAUUGAGUAUAUUGAGGGGAAUGGAUUGUUUAUGGACGAGGAGGAAGCGGGGUCUGGUAAGGGGGGUGAGAAGGUGGAUGGGCGGAAGUGAAUUGACUACUACAUGUAUGGAUUUAUGGGGUUAUACUCUAAAGAAGGAGAGGGGCGUUUGGUAUGUAUAAUAUGAAUCUUUUCUCUUCUUUAUUUCUUUUAGAAGGAGGUAUUUUUUUUUUUUUUUUUCAGAUGUUUAGAACGUACUGAGUUAGGUGUCAGGACUCUAGAAGGA